This is a messenger RNA of Vitis riparia (riverbank grape), 1047 nucleotides long. RefSeq names its product zinc finger protein ZAT10-like. The record is from RefSeq and is a predicted model, not a curated record. Gene Ontology annotation, biological process: response to stress. Gene Ontology annotation, molecular function: DNA-binding transcription factor activity. The transcript has a single exon. Lineage: Eukaryota; Viridiplantae; Streptophyta; Magnoliopsida; Vitales; Vitaceae. The coding region runs from base 178 to 870 and encodes 230 amino acids.
ACAAGCAUGACCCACUUCCGCUUCAAACAGACGUGCAACCAAUCUUCAUAUAAACCUCCAUACCCCUCCCCUUCUUCUCAUCAAAUUUCUCUCUUCCUCUCCCCCCGUAUAUAAUCCUUCUCUCCAUCUCUUUCUUUCUCUCACUUACUCACUCGGCACUCAUCGCUCUAGCAUAGGAUGGCUCUGGAGACUCUGAAUUCACCCACUGCAGCCACCACGGUACAGUUCCACCAUGACUCUGACCUCGAGUACCUUGAGCCAUGGACCAAGAGGAAGAGGUCCAAGCGUCCUCGCCUCGACAACCCACCUACUGAAGAAGAGUAUCUGGCUCUCUGCCUCAUCAUGCUCGCUCAAGGAGGCCGCGGCGAUGUUGCCACCCAGCUCCGCCACCACUCUCCGCCGCCCCCGCCGCCAGCCCUGACGCUCAGUUACAAGUGUAGUGUUUGCAACAAAGCCUUCCCGUCCUACCAGGCGUUGGGCGGACACAAGGCCAGUCACCGGAAGCUCGCCGGAAUUGAAGAUCAACCCACCACCGCCGGCGCCUCAAACGCGCUUCCCUCGGUCAACACCAGUGGUAAAAUCCAUGAGUGCUCCAUCUGCCACAAGACUUUCUCCUCAGGUCAAGCUUUGGGCGGGCACAAGCGGUGCCACUACGAUUCCGGCAGCAACGGCGGCAGCUCAGGAGACGGCGCAAUUACGUGGUCGGAUGGUACGCGUUGGAGCCACAGUCACCGUGACUUUGACUUGAAUCUACCCGCACUGCCGGGUUUCUCGCCGGCUCCAUGCGUUGACCGUGGAGGAAAAAGUCAACUUCCCUGCGAAGAGGAGGUGGAGAGCCCAUUGUCGGCGAAGCAUCAUCCAGGAAUAUAGAUUCCGAGCACAGAGAAAAUGGAUUGGAGUGGACUUUUGAUAUUUAAAAUUAGUCGCUGAAUUUCCUAUUUAAUUACUGCAACUAGUGUAUUGCCCUUGUACAGAAAAGUUAUCAAUUUUGGUAAUCACUUUGAUGUUGAAUUGCUUAAAUCAUACGCCCAUUUUUACUUUAUCAAA